This is a messenger RNA of Phragmites australis (common reed), 1249 nucleotides long. RefSeq lists its product as uncharacterized. The transcript is spliced from 4 exons. The record is from RefSeq and is a predicted model, not a curated record. The coding region runs from base 111 to 1010 and encodes 299 amino acids. Lineage: Eukaryota; Viridiplantae; Streptophyta; Magnoliopsida; Poales; Poaceae.
GAUAAUUUUAUUAUAUUUUCCCCAACAAAUCGCCAACUCCAAUCCAGUCGGUUCCCUCCAUCCGGUGCGGAGUUCGUUUGGGCGCUCGCGUGCGAUCUCGCAGCGAAGCCAUGGGAGGGGGAAGCAUCCGUGCGGCCGCCAAGGCCGCGAUGGUCGGCGGCUACCGCUCCGCCGCAGCCGUGCGCCGCGCCAUCCUACCGCCCCAGUCUCCCCACUCCUCGGCCGCCGACAGCCGCCACGCGUCCACGUUUGCGGUGGACGAGUGGGUCAUCCCGGAGCGCGAGGUGUUCGGGCCCGUGCCCACCCGCGAGGAGGCCUCGGCCGCGGCGCUUGACCUCAGGGACGCCUUCGAGAUCGUUAAGGUUGAAUCUCAUAUUGCUGAUCCCAAGACACAUCUCUCGCCUAGCGACCUGGAUGAUCAUACAAAGGUUGCUCAGGAAAGUGCAUUUCCGGAACUUGUUCUCUCUGAAAACUCUGUUCAUCCAGAAACACCUAAGCAGGAAGAUAGCUACGAAAAUUUGCUCGUUACAUCUGGAGCCCCUGGACCUGUUGUUCAAGCAUUCACAUUGCUACAUGAGAGCCCUGAAGUUCAGGAUGUUGUUGCCUCACUUGCUUCAGAUAAGAAUGUCUGGGAUGCUGUGAUGAAGAACGAAGAGGUUAUGAAGUUCUACAAGACAUACGAGACAAAGUUCAGCGACUGUUCUAGUGUUACUACAAGCGUUACCGAAAAUGAGGUGGAGGAUGGUGAGGCAGCCAGUUCCGAGUUCUCUCCAAGCGCUGGAGAAUCACUUAAGGAUUAUGUGGAGAAAAUGAAGGCACUGCUGUCCGAGAUAGUGACCAAUCUUUCAAGCAUGAUGCAAGAUCUGGUCGCAACCUCGAACGAGGGCCGUUGCAAGGGAAAGCUGAAGACCAUGAUCAUGAGCUCCAGCAAGGAUUUUGCAAAUGCACCAUCAGCAUUUGUUCUUUUGGCUAUUGCAUCGAUCGUGGUAGUUUUGCUUAAGCGUGCUUAGGUCAAAUAGAAUAUAUAAAGAGAACUUCGAUCAUCGCGUGCACUUUACCAGUUUAGCUGGUACGCGAUCGUCGCGAAGUGCUAUCGUCUUUGCUGCAGAUCCAUGCAAGGUGGUACCGUGUUGCAUUUUUGAGAUCGCAUUGUUGCAUUGCAAUUAAGUAGCCCAGGAUGCCUUUCGGGUUCAGUAAAACAUUCUUCAAAAAUGGUAAUCUAAGAGCAAGCAAAUGAUACAGAAAGAUG